Cyprinodon tularosa is the source of this 2622-nucleotide messenger RNA. It is a transcript of the gene gpr137c, whose product is annotated as G protein-coupled receptor 137c. Gene Ontology annotation, biological process: positive regulation of TORC1 signaling. The record is from RefSeq and is a predicted model, not a curated record. Lineage: Eukaryota; Metazoa; Chordata; Actinopteri; Cyprinodontiformes; Cyprinodontidae. The coding region runs from base 300 to 1658 and encodes 452 amino acids. The transcript is spliced from 8 exons. Gene Ontology annotation, cellular component: lysosomal membrane.
UGUUUUUUUGCAGAGAGAGCUGCUUUGCAGACAAUCACAGAAGCACCUCUCUUGUUUUCUUUCGCUUCUUCUUGAUGUUUUUUUCUGUUUUAACUUCGCAAAUUUUAAAUGUCGAAUCAUUACUAGUUCUCCCUAAAUCUGAAACCCUAUUCUUAGGUUAAUAAUGUCACUUCUUUCUAAAAGAAACUGUUUUUAUCUAAUUUUUGCGCUCGAAUAUCGUCGCGUUUUUUCAAUCCACGGUGAAUGUAACCCAGGUCUGACUCACUUUUAGCCUCCUUCUCAAGCAUCUUGGAGCGGAGAUGUUUUCGCCAGGAGAGGAGGUCGAAUCCGAUUUGUUUACCUCACUGAAGGAGUCAUCCGGAGAUGCGAUCUCCCCAACACUGGAGCUCAGUCUGACCACCGUCUACACCGUGCUCUACUCUUUCCUCUUUGUUUUUGUCUACCUGCAGCUCUGGCUCAUCCUUCAUUACGGUCACAAGCGCUUCAGCUACCAGAGCGUGUUUUUGUUCCUGUGUCUGCUGUGGGCAGCGCUGCGGACAACCCUCUUCUCUUUCUACUUUAAAAAUGUGGUGCAGGCCAGCCAGCUGCAGCCUCUGGCCUACUGGCUGCUCUACUGCUGCCCUGUAUGCCUGCAGUUCUUCACACUCUGCCUGCUUAACCUCUACUUCACACAGGUGAUGUUUAAAGCUAAAGCCAAGUAUUCGCCUGAGCUCACCAGAUACAAGGUUCCUCUGCGCUUGUUCUUUCUUUCGCUCAGUAUAUUUUUCCUGGUGGUGAAUUUGACAUGCGCUUUGUUAGUCCAAGGAGCUCUGAUGCACUCUGAACCACCGAGUGGUGGGGGGGUCCGACAUGCAGUCUUGGCUCGGGUCCUGAUCAACGACAGUCUGUUUGUCCUCUGUGCCAUAUCUCUGGCUGUGUGCAUCUUCAAAACCGCCAAGAUGUCUUCUGCCAAUGUUUACCUCGAGUCUAAGGGGACAUCAGUGUGCCAAGCUACCGCCGUAGGAGCCGUGGUGAUCCUGCUCUACACGUCUAGAGCCUGUUACAACCUAGUGGUGGUGGCCCUGUCGCCGCAGGACAGACCCAGCCCCUUUAGUUAUGGCUGGUACAGCGUCUCUGACCAGGCCGACAUACAUAAGAUCAGCGGAGAAGCCUACAUCGUUUUUGGGAUCAUUUUGUUUUUCUGGGAGCUGCUGCCCACCAGCUUGGUUGUGGUUUUCUUCAGAGUCCAAAAACCCCACCAAAACCUGGCCCCAGGCGGUAUGAUCAACAGCCACAGCUUCAGCUCCAGAGCUUAUUUCUUUGACAACCCCAGACGGUACGAUAGUGAUGACGACCUGUCCAGGAGCGUCAACAGUAGAUCUGAUCGGGCCAGCCUCCUAUCCACUACGCCUCAGAUGGCGACGUCCAGCUGGUACGGCUCAAUCCAACGAAAUGGGAGUUUGGCCCCUGGGGCGGCCCCUGGCCGGCAGCCUCCACCUUCCACGGCCCCGCUCUUAUUUUCCCAAGGAAACGUUCAGAGUCAUCAUCAUCACCAUCACAACUACUACUCUACCCCACAGAACAACAACUACCAGCAUCAUCAACACAGUAAUUACUAUUCCACGCCGCAAAAUUAUUACUGCGGAUCGCAGACGUAUUUCUGCACCCCACAGAAUUAAAUGGGAUCUAUUGUAGACUUUGGACAAUAUAGAUAACAAAUUAUUACAUCUUUUUGUCCCAUUUUGCUUAUUCAGCUCCAUCAAACCUUUUGAUUAAAAGUACUGCCCACACAACUGCUUCAACAAAUUGUGUGAAAUCGUGGAGAUAAAAUAAGCAAGAAAGUCGGAUCAACAAGACGACCAGCUUUUUUGAGAACAUCAGUACAGAUGGGUAGCAUUGAACUGAAAACAUUUCCUUUAAAUAUUUUGGUAAUAUAGAGAAAUAUUGACCAGAAAAAUCCUUCCAAUUGUAAAUUUUAAUGGUCUGAAAACAUGGCAGCUGCGUAGCAGGUGCUUAUUUAUGAGGCUAAUUUGCUAAUCCUAAAGCUGUCAGUCAACAGUUCAGGCCAGAGCAACACGGUUCUCAAACAAAAUGACCUUCUUGCAUAUAAAAAAUCAGUCCCAAAAGCAAAUACAGCAAAUUAUAACAUUUUAUUUUUAAAUAAAAUGUUAAUUACUUUAUUAAGCUGGGACAGGGUUCCAUUGUUACACAAAAGAACGUGGAAAAAGCUGCUGUUAGGAAUUGGCUAAUGCUAAUUUACUGAUAGCUGCUUAUGCAGGGAGAGCUAGCAUAGCAUUGCUAGCAUUAGCCAAAAGGAAAAAUAGAAAACUAGUGAUAAAACAAAGAAAAUUGGACACUUUGAAUUAAAGAAUUCAGUUUAUUACUUAGAUCAAUGUAUGGACUGAAUUCUGGUGCAAUGUAAUGAGAAUUAAAAUACAAAACUUUCUUUUAUGAGAGAGGCAAGGUCACAAAGAGAAAACUAGCAGAACGUGUCAUAAGUAAUUAGCCAGUACUAGUUUGCUGAUAACUGCUGACAUAAUGAGUGUUAGCACAGCUAACAAUAAGACAGAAUAGGGGAAAUAUUGCAAACAUUUAAAAUGGAUUAAAAAGGUUAUUAUUGUGUCACUGGACAAAAACAAAACA